UUGGAGCCUGUAGCGCCUCCUCGCUAUCGCUCAGCCUGCUUUGCGUGGACGAUCAUGGCUACCUCGCUUGCAGACGUGGCAUCAGUUUUCUCAGUUUUUCUUUUUCAUCCGCCAGCUGGGUUGCUCUUACAGUUUUCCCUCGCAUGGCUUGUCUCAGCUGGGUCGCAUAUGCAUUCCAGCGCUGCCCUGCUGCAGUCCUACGACAGUUUGUACCACGACGGGGUCCGAGCAUACUUUAUGAAAGACUGGGAGAAAGUAGUCACGCUGCUGGAAUGGGCUCUGCAGACCCAAGACGAUGUGAGCCAGGCCCGGCUUGGCUGCCACAGCGGUUGUAGACUUGAUGAGAUUGCACGAGAUGCGGAGCCUCUUGUGUCCGACUUGAACUUUUUUCAGGCAGUCCUGCGUCGGGGUGAGUGUCUGAGUUUUUGUGAACGUAGCCGUCUGGAACCAGCAGCGCGAGCCCCUGUGUCUGAGGAUGUGCAGUCGGAUUUCAACAAGCGGGUGCCAUACAACUUUCUGCAGGUCGCCUACUACAAGUUAAAGAAGUUUGACAAAGCAGUGUCAGCUGCCCACACGUUUUUUGUGUCAAACCCAAACCAUAUUGAGAUGAAGAUGAACAUUCGCAGCUAUCGGAAAAUAAAGGGACUGUCUGAGGAGGCGUUCGUUGACAGAGAGGCUCAGGGGCACUGGCUGGCAUAUGACAGUGCUAUACUUUGUGAGGAGAAGAAUGACUUCGUGGGAGCAAUGCAGCAUUGGGAGAAGUGUGUGAAUGAGUCACUGGCAGCACUAAACCAGUGUCGGGCAACAUGUGAGGGGCCAUACCAGUAUGGGGAGGAUGAAGAUUACUUGAAUGACUUGCGCGACCUUUACCAGAAAACUGCAGCUCAUUUUUUGCAGGUCCUGUCAUGUCGUCAGGGCUGUGCCUUGCAGGUGGCCACUAAGCCUGGACGCCUUUCAGCGUAUGAAGAUUUCCUUCCAAGUUUAUUUAGACGACUUUACUACAGUGCUCAGGCUGCUGGACUCCUAAACCAAGCAGUUCAGGCCGCUAAGACCCUACAAUUGUUCUACCCAGAUGACAAAGAAAUAAAUGAAAGUCUGCAACAGUAUUUACAAUCUGAAGGAAAAGAUGAUGAGCGCACAGUUAUUGCCAGGGAGGAUGUACAAGCCUUUGUCCAGCAGUCUCUUGAAGAAAAGCGCCUAUUGUUUUUUGGUGUUGAGAACCUGGGGUUUCCUUCUUUCAAAGACCCGGAUCCUUGGACCCCAGAAUCUGUUGUUCCAGAAUCCUUACGUGAAGCCUGGCGAGCUGACCAGGCACCAUAUGGUAAUGAAUCUGAAGGUCACACUAAAGAGGAAGAGUCAGUGUUCAUUGAAGGUGGCUCCAUUCCACUACAGGGUGUUGUUGUCGCACAAAGUUCUGAAUAUUUGAACGGAUCCAACAGAGUUGUGUUGGAUGGGUUGCUAAACAAUGAAGAGUGCAGAACUUUGCUACAACUGGCAAAUAUUGCUGCUGCUGCCGGAGAUGGUUACCGUGGACGUCGUUCCCCCCACACUCCUCAUGAGAAUUUCCAGGGACUGACGCUGCUACGGGCUGCUAGGCUUUCUCUGGAUGGUGCAAUCAACCAGUCUGACAUACAACUCUAUUUAAAUGCUACAGAUCGUGUGCGUCGUCUCCUCCAGUCCUAUUUCAACAGCCCUACUCCCCUGUAUUUCUCUUUUUCUCAUCUGGUGUGUCGAACUGCCAUCACAGGCCAACAAGAAGGCAGGAUAGACCUAUCUCACCCAGUCCAUGCUGAUAACUGCCUUCUUGAUGCCGAGAGUCAGGAAUGCUGGAAAGAACCUCCAGCGUAUAUUCACCGGGACCUCAGUGCUAUUUUAUAUUUGAACAAUGACUUUGAAGGAGGAAACUUGAUUUUCACUGCUAGAGAUGGCAAAACAGUCACAGCAGAGGUGAGCCCUCACUGUGGCCGACUUGUUGCCUUCACAUCCGGCUCACAAAAUCCUCAUGGAGUCCGUGCUGUGACAUCUGGUCAGCGGUGUGCAGUGGCACUGUGGUUUACACUGGACGAAAGUCGCUCUGAUGAGGAGCGUAAAGAAGCUGAACAGCUAAUUAAUGAAUUACCAGAGGAAGAAGACAGCAAUGAGAAGCAAGUACCAGAACCCCCUCAGGCAUUAGGUCGGACAGUGAGGGGAAGAUCAGAGACAAAGGGGACAAGAGAUGAAUUGUGAGGGCUACCUCUGUUAUGGGCUGGGAGUUAUAUGAUUGUCCAAAAGAAACCAGUAUGAACUGUGGUCCCUUAUUAUCUGAUGGUUGGCAGGGACUGAGACCAGUGAAAAGUCAGGGAAACUGCACUAUUGUUCAGUAGAGGACAAUUCAGGGUUUUAUUUCUUCGUACCUUGUACAAAUGUAAUAAAGUGUAAUUAAAGUA
This is a messenger RNA of Erpetoichthys calabaricus (reedfish), 2426 nucleotides long. It is a transcript of the gene p3h3, whose product is annotated as prolyl 3-hydroxylase 3. Gene Ontology annotation, biological process: collagen metabolic process. Gene Ontology annotation, molecular function: procollagen-proline 3-dioxygenase activity; iron ion binding; protein binding. Gene Ontology annotation, cellular component: endoplasmic reticulum. NCBI's taxonomy places the organism in Eukaryota, Metazoa, Chordata, Cladistia, Polypteriformes, Polypteridae. The transcript is spliced from 15 exons. The coding region runs from base 55 to 2226 and encodes 723 amino acids. The record is from RefSeq and is a predicted model, not a curated record.